AUGAUGAACAUGAACCAACCUAAAGUGGACAUCAAAUACACCAAGAUGUUCAUCAACAACGAAUGGACGGACGCCGUCAGCAAGAAGACCAUGCCAGUCACGAACCCCAGCACAGGCAAAUCCAUUGCCCAAGUAGCCGAAGGCGACAAGCCUGACAUCGACAAAGCCGUGCAAGCGGCCAAAAUGGCCUUCUCCACCGGCUCCGAAUGGAGGAUGAUGGACGCCUCGAAGAGAGGCCACAUGAUGAUGAAGCUCGCCGAUUUGAUGGAAAGAGACAUCAAAGAGCUGGCAAUGAUGGAAUCCAUGAACAACGGCAAACCCGUGGACAUGGCGAUGAUAGACAUGCAGCUCUCAGUGAAUACCAUGAGGUACUACGCAGGCUGGGCUGAUAAAAUACACGGCGAUACCAUUCCUUCAGACGGUCCGCUGGUCACCAUGACAGUGAAGGAGCCCGUCGGCGUCGUCGGCCAGAUCAUCCCCUGGACCUACCCGGUGCUGAUGCUGGUGUGGAAAUGGGGACCCGCUUUGGCCACCGGCUGCACUAUUGUCAUGAAACCCGCCGAGCAAACGCCCCUCACCGCUCUGAUGAUGGCGGCGCUCGCCAAGGAGGCCGGUUUUCCCAAAGGAGUCAUCAACGUGGUGACCGGAAUGGGACCCACCGCCGGACACGCGCUCGCCAUGCAUCCCGACGUCAUGAAAAUCGCCUUCACCGGCUCCAAUGAAGUUGGACACUUGGUGAUGGAGGCGGCUGCCAAGUCGAACUUGAAGAAAGUGACGCUGGAGUUGGGCGGGAAGAGCCCGAUGGUGGUUUUCGACGAUGUUAACGUCGAUGAGGCCGUGGCGAUGGCUCACAAGGCGGUCUUUAUGAACCAAGGGCAAACUUGCUGCGGCGGCACCAGGACUUUCGUGCACGAGAAAAUCUACGAUGAAUUCGUGAAGAAGGCGACUGAGAUGGCUAAAGCGAGGAAGGUUGGGAACCCGUUCGAUAACGGCGUCCAGCAAGGACCGCAGGUCGACCAAGAAACUUUGGAUAAAAUCACAAAGAUGGUGGAAACCGGUAAGAAAGAGGGAGCCAAAUUGAUGACUGGCGGAAAACGCAUAGGAACUACCGGCUACUUCUUCGAACCGACUGUAUUUGCCGACGUUACUGACAACAUGACCAUCGCUAAAGAGGAGAUCUUCGGACCUGUUCAAGCCAUCAUGAAGUUCAGCAAGAUGGAGGAGGUGAUUCGAAGGGCCAACAUGACGCACUUUGGACUGGCCGCUGGCGUUAUGACCAACGACAUCAACCGCGCCAUGAUGUUUACUCAUUUGGUGAAAGCCGGUACUGUAUGGGUAAAUACUUACAACUAUUUGGUGCCUCAAAUGCCAUUUGGUGGAUAUAAAGAAUCAGGCAUGGGACGCGACUUGGGCAAAGAAUCAUUGGAAGAAUACCUGGAAACUAAAUCGAUCUUGAUCCAGAUGCCGAAGAAAAUGACUGAGAUGAUGAAAAUGAUGACAAUGAACGAGCAUUAG
Molecule: messenger RNA, 1515 nt
Organism: Phyllotreta striolata
Lineage: Eukaryota; Metazoa; Arthropoda; Insecta; Coleoptera; Chrysomelidae
Source: the annotation of a GenBank genome assembly